AUGUUCGAAUGGCUGUUUGGCAAAUCGUUUGACCCCGUCAAGGACAUUCCAAGCCUCGAAGGCAAGGUUAUUCUCAUUACGGGAGGCAAUGCUGGCCUCGGAAAAGAAACAGUCUUGCAACUCGCAAAGCACAAGCCCAAGGAGAUCUUCCUUGCAGCCCGGACAGCGUCCAAGGCCGAGGCUGCAAUUGAUGAGAUUCAGAAGAUUGUGCCCUACAGCAACAUCUCCUUCAUUCAGCUAGAUCUCACUUCUCUGCAAUCUGUCAAGGAGGCGGCCUUUGAAUUCAAGCGGCGAUCCGACCGUCUCGACAUUCUAAUCAACAAUGCUGGAAUCAUGGCCGUGCCGUGGUCCAAGACCCAGGAGGGCUAUGAGAUACAAUUCGCUACCAACCAUUUGGGGCACGCGCUUCUGACCAAGCUGUUACUACCAACGCUGCUGAAGACUGCCGAGGAACCCAACUCGGACGUCCGUGUCAUCAAUGUCAGCUCCGAGGGCCACAUGAUGGCCCCUGGUAUCAUCUACGAUCAGGAGAAGCUGGAGACGUACAACACCUGGAGACGGUACGGCCAGUCGAAGCUGGCAAACAUUUUGCACGCUCGCGAGCUGCAGAGACGGUACCCACAAAUCACCGCAACGAGUCUACAUCCAGGRGUCAUCAUCACAGACCUCUAUGCGUCCCAAAUGAAGAGCAACCCCAUCCUGCGAGUUGCGCUGCCACUUGCCAAGUCGCUCCUCACUGACGUUCCCGGUGGUGCCAAGAACACACUCUGGGCGGCAACGAGCAACAAGGAGGUUGUUCGAACGUCCUGGUAUUGGAAGCCGGUCGGAAGUCGCAGCGGUGGUAGCUUUUGGCAUGCGCAAAAGGCAGACUUGGCGAAGGAGUUGUGGGAGUGGACCGAGGAGCAGCUGAAGGCCGUUGAGUAG
Molecule: messenger RNA, 924 nt
Organism: Ramularia collo-cygni
Lineage: Eukaryota; Fungi; Ascomycota; Dothideomycetes; Mycosphaerellales; Mycosphaerellaceae
Product: related to alcohol dehydrogenase homolog Bli-4
Exons: 4
Coding region: 1-924 (307 amino acids)
Source: RefSeq, a predicted model, not a curated record